Protobothrops mucrosquamatus (brown spotted pit viper) is the source of this 1617-nucleotide messenger RNA. RefSeq names its product prolyl 4-hydroxylase subunit alpha 3 (gene P4HA3). The coding region runs from base 1 to 1617 and encodes 538 amino acids. The transcript is spliced from 13 exons. Gene Ontology annotation, cellular component: endoplasmic reticulum. Gene Ontology annotation, molecular function: iron ion binding; procollagen-proline 4-dioxygenase activity; protein binding. Gene Ontology annotation, biological process: peptidyl-proline hydroxylation to 4-hydroxy-L-proline. Lineage: Eukaryota; Metazoa; Chordata; Lepidosauria; Squamata; Viperidae. The record is from RefSeq and is a predicted model, not a curated record.
AUGCUGCCGUCGGUCUUGGUGCUGCUGCCUCUACUGCUGCUGCCAGUGCUGCCGGCGCUGAGCGGGGCGCCGGGCGAGACUUUCAGCUCCAUGCUCAGCAUCCGCCGGGCGCUGGGCACGGAAGGGGCGCUGCUCCGCCACCUGCGCGCCUACCUGGAGGACGAGGCCGGCCGGCUGCGGGAUCUCGACAGAUUCUACCAGAAGAUCCAGGAUUUGCAUCAGGGAUCGGGCGGCUCCCUGGAGAACCCCUUGAUGGCGUUUGCCCUGAUCAAGAGGUUGCAGUCGGACUGGAGAAACGUAGUUUAUAGCAUGGAAGGAACUGAGAAUAUCCAAGUCUUGAAGAUGAACUAUCACCGAUUAGAAGACCAUCUACCUCACCUUGAGGACCUCCAAGGAGCCGCUCGGGCCCUCCUGCGCCUUCAAGAUGUCUACGCUUUGAACGUCCCAGAGUUGGCCCAAGGCCGGUUUCGGACGGUGAGCGAGGCUCACCCUGAGGUCUACCAUCCCAGCCAGGACUUCGCCUUGUCCGCCGAUGACUGUUUCCACAUUGGGAAGGUGGCUUACGAUACGGAGGAUUAUUACCACGCGAUCCUGUGGCUGGAGGAAGCCGCCGGUCUCUUCCGGAGCUCCUACGGGAACUGGAGGAUGGAAGACGAGGGCAGCCUUGAAGAUGCCCUGGACCAUCUGGCCUUCUCCUACUUCAUGGCAGGGAACAUCUCUCACGCCUUAAGGCUGUCCCAGGAAUUUCUUCACUACGAUCCAGGCAAUGAACGGAUGGCGAGGAAUGUCUUGAAGUACGAGAAGCUUCUGAGGAAGAGCCGGGAGGAGGGCGAAGAAAGGGUCCCAACGUUGCAGAGACCCAACGUGACCCACCUGGAGACGCGAGAGGCCUACGAGAAGCUCUGCCAGAGGCUGGGGUCUCAGCCAGCCCACGAUCGACUCUCUUGCUCCUACGAGGCCAAUCGGAGCCCUUGGCUGAUCCUGCAGCCUCUGAAAAAGGAAGUUUUGCACCCGCAGCCUGAGCUGACCCUGUACCACGACUUCGUCAGCCCGUCAGAGGCGGAGAAGAUCAAGGCCCUGGCGGUUCCGGGGUUGCAGAGAUCGGUGGUGGCUUCCGGGGAGAAACAGGAAGAAGCAGACUAUCGGAUAAGUCAGAGUGCUUGGCUGAAGGACAGCGUGGAUCCUGUGAUCGGGGCCUUGGGUCGGCGGGCUGCGGCCUUAACGGGCCUGAAUACCCAGCACCCUUAUGCGGAAUACCUCCAGGUGGUCAACUACGGGUUGGGAGGCCACUACGAGCCCCACUUCGACCACGCGACGUCCAGAAAAAGCCCCCUGUAUCGGAUGAAAUCUGGAAAUCGAAUAGCUACAUUGAUGAUCUAUCUAAGUUCGGUAGAAGCCGGAGGAUCGACUGCCUUCAUUUAUGCCAAUCUGAGCGUGCCGGUUGUGAAGAACGCGGCUCUGUUCUGGUGGAACCUGCGUAAGAACGGCCAAGGGGAUGAGGACACCCUCCACGCUGGAUGCCCAGUCCUGGCCGGAGACAAGUGGGUGGCCAACAAGUGGUUCCACGAACACGGGCAGGAGUUCCACAGGCGGUGCAGCACCAACCCGGAGGAAUAG